GAACAUGGAGCAUGUGCAGCUUGGCUUUGCUUACUCAAAGCGGACUCCGUUCUGAGCUCGUGAUCUGCUCGCGGGCCCCGACGAUGAACAAGAUGCUGCCCCGGCUGCGCACUCCUCCGAUCAUGCCCACCGUCGUCGUCGUCGUCCGAGCUCAAGCGCAAGCGCAAGCAGCGGAGGGCCGAGGCCGAGGCGCGCUCGUGAUUUCUGGUUGACGUCGAUCACGCUUCCGGGCGAAAGCACAGGAAUCGGCGACCGAAUGCGUGGAAUUUUUCAAAGUGGCCGAUAUGCGUAUGAAUUCGCUGCCGCUAGGCGGGAGAUGCCCCGGGUGGGUUCUGGGAUGCGCAGGUGCUCAAUUCGACGUGGCUUCAUGAAGGCAGGAUGAGGUUCGGCCCGUAGGUAGGUAGAUGGUUAGAUUUCGGCACGGAUUCGGAGGGCAAGAUUCCAGAGCAGGUGUGAGGAGCAGGUCCGAGGGGGAAUUGGAAAAUGGGAUGCAGGUGGCCGCGGCCUUCUGGGUGUAGGGUCUUUGGAGGGCUCGGAUUAUCGUGGCUUUAACGAGGUUGCUGGAAGGAGCACCCGCUGACAGUGGCCGAAAGGGUGCUAUGAUCGUGUUCGAUCUGGAUUCAGAGGUUUGCGUGCUGUGUCUCCGUGUCUGAGUCGCUUUAGAGAAUUCGAGCCGGGUUCUUGGCCAGGAAGCACCACCAUGGCGGACGACAAGGAACUGCGCGCCUGGGUUUCGGACCAGCUACACGCUCUGCUGGGCUACUCUCUGCCCCCCGUUGUUUCCUUCGUCUUAGGUCUUGCGAAAAAAUCCACUUCAGUCAGAGAGCUAAUAUCAGAGUUGCACGCCUAUCUUCCGGACAAAAGCACUACCGACAGUUUUGCUCAAGAUCUCUUUUCACGGAUGCCGCGGAAGCAGCGAAGUUUGAAUAAUUACCAAAGAGCAGAAAAAGAUGCGGCUGCCUAUCUGAGGAAACAGCAAGAUUAUCAACUUUUAGACGCCGAUGAUGAUGAGGAGACUGAACCUGUUCCUGUCGAAAGUGCUUCACGAAAAGAAUCUAAAAGGAAGCACUUGCGGAAAAAAAGAGAGGUCUCAGAUGUUGAUGAGGAUGAUGAGAUCAUCAGACCUGCUAAAAAAGGGCGUUCGAGUAGGACCUGGGAAGAGGAGGAGGAUGAAGAAGAGGUAGCUAUGGAGCGUGCCAGAGAGGAAGAUUUGCGAGAGCGGGAAGAUUUUGAAGCAAGACUCCGAGAGAGGGACGAAGCUGCCACGAAGAAAUUGAUGGAGCCAAAGUUGUCACGGAGGCAAGAAGAGGAAGCAAAGAGACGGGCCGAAGCAGAAGAAGUGAAAGAUCUUGUUCCAGUUAUGAGGGAAGCAGCUCGACAGUCAUACUUGAAGCUGCGGAAGCAGAAGAAGUUGGACGAAUUAAGGGAUUCUCUAGAAGAUGAAGCAUACCUUUUUGAUGGAGUGAAGUUAACUGCUAAGGAGGAGGAAGAUAUGAGGUUCAAGCGGAAGAUGUACGAGCUCGCAAAGGAACGGGCUGAAGACGUUGACGCUAUCCUUGGGUAUCAAAUGCCUAAAGCUUAUGACGACACUGACGGAAAAGUGAGACAAGACGAGCGUUUUGCGGUGGCCAACCAACGCUACAAAGAUGUCGGAGCUGAUGAUAAACUGAAUCCGUUUGCUGAACAAGAGGCCUGGGAGAAGCAUCAAAUUGGAAAGGCAACAAUGAAGUUUGGAGCCGCCGAUAAGAAGAGUCAGGAUGACUAUGAAUUUAUCUUCGAAGAUCAGAUUCAGUUUAUUCAAACUUCUAUCCUGGAUGGCAUGAAGGAUGAAGAGGAGGAGAAGGAAGAUGAAAAACAAAUCAAAAAAUUAGCUGCAAAGUCUGCGUUUGAUAAACUACAGGAAGAUAGGAAGAUGUUACCAAUGUUUCCGUAUAGGGAAGAGCUUCUCAAAGCAGUGGAGCAAUACCAAGUUUUGGUUAUCGUGGGAGAAACAGGAUCCGGAAAAACAACUCAAAUCCCGCAGUAUCUGCAUGAGGCUGGGUACACCAAAAAUGGAAAGAUUGGCUGCACACAACCUCGGCGAGUUGCUGCCAUGAGCGUUUCUGCACGUGUUGCGGAAGAGAUGGGUGUGAAGCUUGGACAUGAGGUAGGAUAUUCUAUUCGGUUUGAAGAUUGUACAUCGGAAAAAACUAUUCUGAAGUACAUGACAGAUGGUAUGCUGCUACGUGAGUUCCUCAGCGAACCUGAUCUGGCAAGUUACAGUGUGAUGAUGGUCGAUGAGGCUCACGAGCGGACAGUGUCCACCGAUGUUUUAUUUGGUUUAGUUAAGGAUAUAACACGAUUUCGACCUGAUAUAAAGCUGCUGAUUUCUAGUGCGACUCUGGACGCUGAGAAAUUCUCAGCAUAUUUUGAUGGGGCACCAAUUUUUAGAAUCCCUGGUCGUCGAUACCCAGUCGACAUCUUGUACACGAAAGCACCAGAAGCAGACUAUCUAGAAGCUGCCGUAGUUACGGUGUUGCAGAUUCAUGUGACUAUGCCUCCUGGAGAUGUCCUAGUAUUUUUUACCGGGCAAGAAGAAAUCGAGGCGGCUGAAGAAAUACUGAAAACCAGAACAAGAGGUCUAGGAACAAGGAUUGGCGAAAUGAUUAUAUGCCCAAUUUAUGCCAAUCUUCCAUCUGAUCUCCAGACUAAAAUUUUUGAAGAAACUCCUGAAGGAGCUCGCAAAGUGGUGUUGGCAACUAAUAUUGCAGAAACCUCACUCACAAUUGACGGUAUCAAGUAUGUAAUUGACCCUGGAUUUUGCAAACAGAAAAGUUACAAUCCUCGAACUGGUAUGGAAUCUUUGAUUGUAACGCCCGUUUCCAAAGCUGCAGCCCAGCAACGCACAGGAAGGGCUGGCAGAACAUCACCUGGAAAAUGCUUUAGACUGUAUACGGCACACGCUUAUCAAACUGAAAUGGAUGACAACACGGUUCCCGAGAUUCAGCGAACCAAUUUGGGAAACGUUGUUCUCAUGUUGAAGAGCCUGGGAAUCCAUGAUCUCAUAAAUUUUGACUUCAUGGACCCACCGCCAGCGGAGACUUUACUAAGAGCAUUGGAACAAUUAUACGCUCUCGGUGCCCUAAAUGAUCGCGGCGAGUUGACUAAAAUGGGGCGAAGAAUGGCUGAGUUUCCCUUGGAUCCUAUGCUUUCCAAGAUGAUAGUAGCUUCAGACAAGUUUAAGUGUGCCGAAGAAGUAGUCACAAUCUGCUCCAUGCUGACGGUCGGAAAUUCUAUAUUCUACCGACCUAAGGACAAGCAGGUGCAUGCUGACAAUGCACGUAUGAAUUUCCACUCUGGCAAUGUGGGUGACCAUCUUGCACUAUUAAAGGUUUUUGAUUCCUGGAAGGAAACUGACUUUUCUACUCAGUGGUGUUAUGAGAAUUACAUUCAGGUGCGAAGUAUGAAACGUGCUCGGGAUAUUAGAGAUCAACUCGAAGGCUUGCUAGAAAGAGUUGAAAUCGAGGCAGCCAGCAAUCCGGAUGAUCACGAGGCCAUAAAAAAGGCCAUCACUUCAGGGUUUUUCUACCACACAGCCAAACUUCAGAAGAACGGUUCUUAUCGGACCCUGAAAAACCCUCAAACGGUUACCAUACAUCCAAGUUCUGGCCUUUCACAGGUCCUUCCAAGGUGGGUAGUGUACCACGAACUUGUCUUCACCACAAAAGAGUACAUGCGCCAGGUCAUUGAAAUAAAGCCCGAGUGGCUGGUGGAAAUUGCCCCACAUUACUACAAGAAGUCAGACGUUGAAGAUACCGCUUCUCAAAAAAUGCCUAAAGGAAGAGGCCGAGCAGCGAUGGAUUGAUAAGGCCCCCCUGCUGUUAACGAGGUUUAGCGACUAUCAACAUUCACGAUGACCUAAAGUGACGUGGAGGAGGUUGGCCCGCCAAUCUUGAACGCAACGUAGGGAAUCACGAGCUCUGGCCUUCUGUUCAUUUGGCCACAUUGCAUUCAGAAGGUUCACACAUUGCUCAAUGACCCUCAAUCCAUGCAAUGUAGAAAAGUUCAUGAUAUGGGAGAAUCACUAUGCAUCCUUAAAUGUGAAACGUAGUCCGCGACGUGUGGCAUCCAACUCUAGUUAUUAUAUUCAUUGAGUGUCUUCGACGGGGAAUCACCGCGUACAGCUCAUGCCGAGAAAUCCGGACGACUUUGCAGGCGAGUGCGAGAAUCACCCUAAGGGCAGUUCUGGCACCUGGCUUAUUUGGCUAGCGCAUGUUCAAUUCCUAGAAGAAAGGGGAAAGUGGGGGAUAAGACUGGAGAUUUGCCUGUAACGUUAGUCAUGUUUAGUAGCCGAUGGGCAUGGACCUGCUCUGGAAAAGGUUGAAGAUGACUAUCUAGUGUCUAGGUUGGCAUAUGGCAUAUUUCCCAUAUUUAUCCUGCUUGGAAUAUGAUGCGGCUUCUGUUUUGCUGAAAGACUUCGUCUAGGCGUCCCCAAGCUGUUCCUGGGCCAUUUCAAAAAAUGAAUGUCUUUGUCCAGAUUUAUGUCGCUGACCUUGUUAUCUUCUGGUUAUGUAUAUUCAGUUGGAUUUCAAGUGAAUACUUCAUAUAUCUACAUCUCCGCCCAUCACAGAAGAGAUAGAAUUUGGAUCCUGUCAGCAAUUUAGCGUUGAUGUACACCUGAGUUUUAUUUUCGCUAAGCCUAAAGGACCGAGAGUCCGCAUUCUCUUCAGUAAUGAAUGGACUUAGGACUUCCUGGAAAUAUAAGAGGCGGCUGUAGGAACAGCAAAACAAUUGCGGCGAUUGGUUCUUUGAAGCUGCAACAACAGUUCACUUCAAGAGAAGAGUACAUAUCCGAUUUUUUCUGCAAUCUGCCUUGGUUCAAUUUUCAAAUGACGCGGCUGUGUUGAGAAGCAAAAGCUCGACACAUUGGAGUAUCGGCCGCGUAUAUGCGUCGCGGAAGAAGCACGAAGUCAUCAGAAUACACUAUGAGGACCUGACUGAGGGCCGAAUGAAAGUAUGUUUGUUUGACUGGACAGAAUCUUUAUUAAGCUUUCAGUUCCACAUUUUUUUAGCACCUGGUAUGUUCAGAUAUGACCUCGCCUCUGGAAUUCUAUAUCAAACCUCGUAUGGAUGACAGAGGAGUAUUGAUGGAGCUAGGAUCCAAUUUUAGAAAAGGCGGAAUUACGCACAUGGACCGAAGACGUCCAAAUUAUCAUGCCAAACUGUGUAUUGAGCAUCCGAGGAGUAAUCUCAUUCUUUCAUAGGUUGUAUGAGGAAGUAUUCUUCAUUGGACCAUGGAUACAAGUGUAAGAAGGAACAUGGAUACAUGUGUAAGAAAUUUAUGAAGUAACCCAAAGAUACUGAUAAUCUUUCACAUAGGAAGAUUCAGUUUGUGGUAGAUCCUCAUAGUCAGAUAUGACUUAAAAGCGAGUAAGACAAUGAUUUGAGAUUAUUGGAAAAACUAUAUACACGAAAAAGUUAGCGAA
This is a messenger RNA of Marchantia polymorpha subsp. ruderalis, 5465 nucleotides long. The record is from the annotation of a GenBank genome assembly. NCBI's taxonomy places the organism in Eukaryota, Viridiplantae, Streptophyta, Marchantiopsida, Marchantiales, Marchantiaceae.